UAAAGUGAAAAAUAAAAAAGAAAAAUAAAAAAUUAAAGUGAUAGAAAAUUAGAAUAAUAGAAAAUAUAAUUUUUCUUUCUAUAAGUUUCUAUAAGUGUGCUUAAUAGGAGUUAAAAUAGAUUCAUCUUUUUUUCUCUUUCGUCUUUUCAAUUUGGAGAGAGAUGAUCUUACAUAAUGUCGCACGCCUCUCCAUCGUUUACACUGUUGAUGAUGAUCAUAUCUCAAUUCUCGAACUAAAAAUCGCUGUCUUUUGGCUAACAUUGCCAUGGCGUUUCCUCAUUCUUUCAUCUUCCCGCCCAAUGAAGAUCAUAGUAAUGAUCAUCUCUUUCCCCUUCUUGCCCUCCCCAACUCUUCCUAGAUCAGAGUGUUUCUCAGGUGUUGAGCAAGUUCUUGUGGAGGAUGAAUCAUCUGAUGAUGAUGGAUCGCAUGUUGGUGAGAAGAAGAAGAGGCUUAAGUUGGAACAAGUGAAGGCACUGGAGAAGAGUUUUGAGUCGGGUAACAAGCUGGAACCGCAGAGGAAAUUGCAACUGGCUAAGGCUUUGGGGCUGAAACCAAGGCAGGUAGCCAUCUGGUUUCAAAACAGGAGGGCCAGGUGGAAGACCAAACUAUUGGAGAAAGAUUAUGAUGUUCUGAAGAAACAGUGUGAAGCACUCAAGGCUGACGCUGAUGCACUUCAGGCUCAAAACAAGAAGCUUAGUGCUGAGUUGUUGUCUUUGAAAACCAAAGAUUCAAACGAAAUAAGCAUUAAGGAUGAAGUAAAUGAGGGUUCAUGGAGCAGAAAAAGCCUUUUCUCAACUUCAUCAACGAGGCCAACAAGCAUGGUUCAACUUCUCCAAGGCUCAACAAGACCAGACCUCCCAUGCACUAAACCUGACCAAGUAGUUCAAGUAGAGGGAUUUUGCACUAAACCUGACCAAGUAGUUCAAGUAGAGGGAUUUUGUUAUCUGUUGAAUGAAGUUGAUGAGCAGCAAGGUUUUUGGCCAUGGGGUGAGCAAUAAGAAAAGUUUCAAUUGAGCCAACAGGCCAGGUUGAGCUUAGCAAGUUAGUUAAGAAGAAAAUUUGGGAAUUUUCCUGUCAACUUCAAAUUCUUGUUUUGGUUGUUGGUUGGUGUACAGAAUUGGAUACAUUUGAUAUUAUUUGGGUAGAAAAAUCAAUAUGUUGGUUUGGCUCUGAAAUUAAACAUUUUUCUUGUGAAAUAUAUUUAUUUGACAUUGAGUGGUUUCCCAA
Molecule: messenger RNA, 1227 nt
Organism: Gossypium arboreum
Lineage: Eukaryota; Viridiplantae; Streptophyta; Magnoliopsida; Malvales; Malvaceae
Product: homeobox-leucine zipper protein HAT7-like
Exons: 4
Coding region: 162-998 (278 amino acids)
Biological process (GO): positive regulation of DNA-templated transcription
Cellular component (GO): nucleus
Molecular function (GO): sequence-specific DNA binding; DNA-binding transcription factor activity, RNA polymerase II-specific
Source: RefSeq, a predicted model, not a curated record